This is a messenger RNA of Pseudovirgaria hyperparasitica, 2026 nucleotides long. Its product is annotated as alpha/beta-hydrolase. The coding region runs from base 265 to 1857 and encodes 530 amino acids. Gene Ontology annotation, biological process: cardiolipin acyl-chain remodeling. The transcript has 2 exons. Gene Ontology annotation, cellular component: mitochondrial inner membrane. NCBI's taxonomy places the organism in Eukaryota, Fungi, Ascomycota, Dothideomycetes, Acrospermales, Acrospermaceae. Gene Ontology annotation, molecular function: A2-type glycerophospholipase activity. The record is from RefSeq and is a predicted model, not a curated record.
CUGCUUUCGGUGACGCGUUUUGUGCAUCUUCUCUCUUUUGUAGCGCUUGUGUGAUAUAUAUAGGAAUACAUUCUCCUCCUUUGGCUGCGGCAGGCAAUCUGGUCUGCUGCCUUCUCUUAUAUCAGCGUGUUCCCGCUCAUAGAUUCGCCGCUGCUGGCGAUCGUCAUUUGCAUCUCCAGGACCCGGCCGGCGCUGCCUUAUACAUCCCUAUAUCCUACCUCACCCCUGCAACAUAUCCAUAAUCCUAGAAGAUAUCUUUCCGCCAUGGCGACUCAAAGUGGUUCAGACGACAUCAACACGCGGACGCAGCACAGUCCCCUUGCAUCGCAACGGGGCAACUACCAGCCUCCUACUGUCCCCAGCGGACAUCCUCCAGCAACUCGAGGAUGGUUUCCCUUGGGAUACAAGGAGGCAGCCAGUCAAUGGUGGGCUGGACUGGCGCCAGCAAGUACAGAGCACUCCGUCCUCUCAUUCGUACCCUAUCUCCAGAAACCACCUACACACACCAUAACUGGCUCAGCUCCCGGAUCCGCUACCGCUUCCUCAGCAAACCUGCAGUCGAGCAACAAUACGAGCCCUGUCACAACGACAAGCUCAAUCACUGAUCCAUAUGGACCGCGCAGAUGGGUAUCGCAGAUGGUGAACCUCAGUGGCAAGGAUCGUGCGCUGAACGAAUUCUCGGUAGAGAGAGUCGGAGAAGAUGUGGAGCACAAUCUGGUCAUGCUGCAUGGGUACGGCGCUGGUUUGGGCUUCUUUUACAAAAACUUCGAGGGGCUAAGUCGAGCGCCUGGCUGGAAGCUGUACGCUCUCGACAUGUUGGGAAUGGGCAGGAGUAGUAGACCCCCGUUCAGGAUUUGCGCCAAGACCCGGGAAGAAAAGAUUACAGAAGCAGAGAACUGGUUCAUCGACGCCCUGGAAGAGUGGCGGAUCAAGAAGAACAUCAACAAGUUCACCCUGCUCGGGCACAGCCUGGGGGGAUACAUGGCCGUGGCAUAUGCUCUCAAGUAUCCAGGACACCUCAACAAGCUCAUACUAGCCUCUCCUGUUGGUAUCCCCGAAGAUCCAUUCGCGGUGAACGCAGAGAUGCCCGAGCCCAGCCAAUCCACGAUAGACAACGAAUUCACCCAAGACCAGAACUCGACCGCAAACUCCUCUUCUAGCAAAACCCAAGACAAGCCCCCUCGCAAACCCAUGCCUAAGUGGCUCACCACCCUCUGGGAUGCAAACAUCUCACCUUUUAGCUUUGUCCGCUGGGCCGGUCCAAUUGGCCCGCGUCUUGUCUCUGGCUGGACGUCUCGCCGCUUCUCCCACCUCCCCGAAGACGAAGCUCGCGCACUCCACGACUACGCAUACUCCCUCUUCCGCCAGCGCGGCAGCGGCGAGUACGCGCUCGCAUACAUUCUCGCACCAGGCGCAUUCGCUCGCAGUCCGCUGAUACGACGGAUCCAGGGCGUGGGACGACAGUAUCUAGGCGUUCACGCCGCGCCUCUUCCAGACAGCAGCGCAUCGUCGUCUAUACAGUCACCAGGAUCAUCCACAAACCCUCAAAAUAACACACUCUCAGCCUCCUCGUCGCCUCGUGAGACAGGUCUUCCUGUCGUGCUAAUGUACGGCGAACAUGACUGGAUGGACGUGGCCGGCGGCUUCGCAGCCGAGAUGAAGCUGAACGCAGAAACAUCAAAGGUGCUUGCGACAGCGGACCCAGAGACGCGAAAGUCAGAUAAUGGGAGCGCAAAGGUGGUGGUGAUUCGCAAGGCGGGGCAUCACGUCUAUCUGGAUGGCUGGGAGCAGUUCAACGAAGUGAUGCGCGAGGAGAUGGCCGACGUAGAGAAGCGGGAGAAGGGCUGGAGGCCAUGAGAGUCAGACGCAGCCAGAUGGAUUGACUGGAUGGGUGUGUGUGCAAGCAGAUGUGUGCACUUGGCGGUGAUCUUGCGGCGUUGGUAUAUACCAUUUUCUUUCACUCUUGCAUAUAUAAUAUAGAUGAGCGACGAGCGGUAUGAAUAGACCAUUGCAUCUUCAGGGACCU